This is a messenger RNA of Malus domestica (apple), 515 nucleotides long. The record is from RefSeq and is a predicted model, not a curated record. Lineage: Eukaryota; Viridiplantae; Streptophyta; Magnoliopsida; Rosales; Rosaceae.
UAUUCUUAUGCAAAAGAACAACAAUAGCAUUUAAACCAGGCAUACUGCAACACAUGAAUCUUACAAUUGCUUGCUGUCUGAAACAACCCUAUGAGUUUCAACAGUCGAGGGAGAAGCCACUGCCACCAAAGGGUUUUGAGUUCCAUGUCAAGAGAAGAAGAAUGGGAGCAAUGGCAGCAAUAAGCUGGGUGGCACUGCUGACAAAAGAAGCACUUUUCACUGAAGCUGCUUCUGGGUUCGAGUUGCCACUUGUAGCGCCUGAUCAGACGGUUACAGAAGCAGAUGACAAAAUCAGAGGGCACGCACAAGCUUUGUUGGAAGUGAAGGAUCUGAUAGAGUUCGAGUCGUGGAGAGAAUUGCAGGCAGCUCUGAGGAAAAGCUCAUCGUUGUUGAAGCAAGAUUUUUACACCAUAAUUCAAGGGAAACCAGCAAGUGAAAGGCCUCAACUCAUGAAGCUUUAUACCAACCUCUUCAACAAUCUUGAUUAUGCAGCUAGGGACAAAGACGCAUCGUAA